This is a messenger RNA of Megalops cyprinoides (Indo-Pacific tarpon), 894 nucleotides long. It is a transcript of the gene tomm22, whose product is annotated as translocase of outer mitochondrial membrane 22 homolog (yeast). The transcript has 4 exons. Gene Ontology annotation, biological process: intracellular protein transport. Lineage: Eukaryota; Metazoa; Chordata; Actinopteri; Elopiformes; Megalopidae. Gene Ontology annotation, cellular component: mitochondrial outer membrane. The record is from RefSeq and is a predicted model, not a curated record. The coding region runs from base 176 to 580 and encodes 134 amino acids.
GUGACCUCAGCCUGUCGCAGAAGUGGAGCACGCUUCUCCGGUCGCGUUUACGCAAGCCGGCGUGAAAUCAGAACACCACGGUAAAAACGCAAGAGGCCGGCUUGCGGCAUUAACGCUGCGGUUAUUUUAGCACCGGCCAUUAGAAUCCCUUGUUAACGAAGAGAGAUCUUUCUAAAUGGCUGGAAUCCAGGAGCUGUCUCCCGCUGCAGGCCCUGUUGAGACGCGGGCCCCUGAAGACGAGAUCGAAGGAGAUGAUGAGGACGAGGAGCUGGAUGAAACACUGACGGAGAGGCUGUGGGGACUGACUGAGAUGUUUCCAGAGACACUGCGCUCUGCCGCGGAGGUGUCUGUGCAGUGCUCGCUCUCCGUGGCUAAGAAAAUGUACAGCUUCACGCGCUCGGCCCUGUGGGUGGGCACCACCUCUUUUAUGAUCCUGGUUCUGCCUGUGGUCUUUGAGACAGAAAGGCUGCAGCUGGAGCAGCAGCAGCUACAGCAGCAGCGACAGAUACUGUUAGGACCCAACACGGGCAUGUCAGGCGGGAUGCCAGGGAUGAUGCCUCCAGCUCCGGGGAAGAUAUGAGGAGGUCCACCUGUCAGCACAAGGGGUGAGGGAGAACGGAGACAGGGAGGGAGUGAGACAGCACUGGAGGAGGAGAAGAAUGGAAGAGAGUGGAAACUGCUGUGGGUCAGCACACAGGGUCACUCCAACGCCAAUGGUCGAUCUAUAUGCAGGAGGGCAGUAUUUACUUGGACUGCUGAACCUGCCAUCAUUGAACGAUGACCUUCUCCCUCACUGCCUCUGUUACACAACAUCCUGCAGAGACUGACUUGUAACCGCUGUCCUUUAACUUUUUUUUUUUUAAUAGAUAUAUAAAUAUGUAUGUGUUUCAAGGU